GACCAGAGCCUUGAGUCUAAGUAAAAGCUCCCUUCACAAUUUCUUCAUCGUCAUGCUCACAAUUUUAACCAAUAGGAACAUUUUGACCAAGGCACCACUGGUGAUACAUUGACCAACGGAAGGGUCAUUGGAGGCAUGCACCAGGUCACUGUUCCCGAGACUAUGAAAUGAGAAAAGGGACCAAGUAUCCUUUCCCGAAUGUCUAUGGCUUAUCUCUUCAAGGCUGGGCGCGAUACUUCUGUUGGACCGCUGCCCAAGUUUGUCUCUGCCGAAGAGCCUGCGAUUUAUCCCGAGAUGACUGCUCUUGAGUUCCAGAGGUGGAGAAAUAGCAUUGUCGACAAUCUUUAAAAAGGAAGAUGGCGUUAGGUUCAAUAGUUCGCUUGCUAUCAAACCUACAGGAGGCCUCCCGCCAAUGCAGAAUCUGUGGGAUGAGAAUGAUCUGGGAGGGACGAAGAGUAUUUCUGGUUCGAGAGAAUAUUUAAAUUGGUAGUUUUAGUUUGACAUGUUCCCAUCAUCUCGAAGACAUAACAAGCGCAUUAUACUAGUGCUGCUUUCAGUCUGUAAAUCCGGAUUUGAUGCGUAGAGAAAUUUACUCAGAGAGCACUCCGCAUAACUAGGUAUUUUGCAUCUUCAUUCGAGCUAGCUCUGAUUGUACGCUUGUCUUGUGAGCAAAUGUUACAGUGAGCAAUAAGUGAAAGUCUAUUCCAGGAGCCAUAACCAUCAGUGUGUAUUCCAACAAAUAUUCGAAGGUAUCUGUUGUUUUUCGAGUCAUGGCCACCUAGUAGAGGCACAACUCAUCUGUUGUUGCUUUCAAUGUCGCUUGAAGCAAUUACUAAGAUUGCCAACACGCUAUUUAUAAGCACUUGGAGAUCGAUUUUUAGCGACAGCUGCUCUUCGCUUGGGUUCAUGCGGGGGAGAGCGUGAACUACUAAGCGAUGGGUCUAUUAGGUCUAGUGGACUCAUGGAUUCACGGCUGCACGUUCAAAUGAGGAUUCUCGGCUAUUUCUCUCUUCUCCUGCUCUUCGUCUCUUUAACAUUACCCCUUUGCGCAACGGUGGAGUUGUGAUCUUGCAGCAUAUAUAUAUAUAUAUAUAAAACUCUAAAAUGGCAGUCGGAAAUACGCCAUCAGGCACUUACACGCUGUUGGAUAUCCCCACCAAGGCGCCACGUGUCUGUUGGUCGAUGAACACCUGGAGAACUAGAUUGCUUCUGAAUUACAAGGGUCUUGACUACAAGACAGAAUGGGUGGAAUAUCCGCAUAUCAAGUCUCGACUCAACGAGCAUGUCUCUCCCAAUGAGCAAGGACGUCAAUUUACCGUCCCUACUAUACAAAUGCCUGAUGGCUCUUACUUGAUGGACUCGUACAAAAUUGCCGAAUUCAUCGAGGAGAAGCACCCGGUUCCAAGCCUGCCUCUGAACACACCCAUUCAACUUAGAUUUAGGGAUAGCCUCAUACCAUUUAUGGGGAAGCUUGCACCAAUCUACGUUCCUAAUGUAGCGACGCAACUUCUCGGCGAGGAGAGUCUGGAAUAUUUUCUCACCACGCGCCAGGAAGACACCGGUAUGCCGCUAGAUGAGUUUAAAAAGCAGCAGGGUCCAGGAGCAUUCGAACGAUGCGAACCUUUUGCACGCGAGAUUACGGCUCUGCUGAACGAAUCUUCAUCAGGGCCCUACUUUAUGGGCGAUACUAUCAGUUACACCGAUUUUAUGUGGGCGGGUAUUCUGCUUUUCUUCAAACGCCUUGGCACUGAGGAGUAUCAGGAAGUGUUGAGAGUUACUGGAGAUGCUGGAGCGCACACCAGAUUUUUGGAUGCUUUGAGCCCGUGGACAGGAAGGGAAGACUAGAGAGCCAAGAAUGUGCUUGCCGCUGCUUUGGACAGUAAAUAGUGCAGCAACUGGGUCUUAUAUAGCCACUUCUAGAUCAG
Trichoderma atroviride IMI 206040 is the source of this 1925-nucleotide messenger RNA. RefSeq lists its product as uncharacterized. NCBI's taxonomy places the organism in Eukaryota, Fungi, Ascomycota, Sordariomycetes, Hypocreales, Hypocreaceae. The record is from RefSeq and is a predicted model, not a curated record.